AUGUUCGCCCGCACAGUCGCUCGCCAGGCCGGUCCUUCCGCCAACCUUUUCCGCCUUGGUGGUGUUCGUGCCAACUCGUCGCUUCCCAUCCCUCCUAAGAUUGCUACCCCCAAGUCGGUACAGGGUCCUGGUGGUUCUUCCGCCCGUAUGGAGAGUGUUGUUGGCUUCUACAAGGCGCUCCCCAAGGGCGAUGCUCCUCAGAAGAGGGGCGGCGGAAUCAAGGCUCGUUACUUUGACGGCAAGAACGCCUCGGGCAAGCCUAUCGUCGCUACUCUCUUCACCCUUUUCUUAAUCGGUUACUCGAUCGACUAUGCUACCCACCUGCGUCACCACAAGAACAACCACCACUAG
Molecule: messenger RNA, 351 nt
Organism: Ustilago hordei
Lineage: Eukaryota; Fungi; Basidiomycota; Ustilaginomycetes; Ustilaginales; Ustilaginaceae
Exons: 2
Coding region: 1-351 (116 amino acids)
Biological process (GO): proton motive force-driven ATP synthesis
Source: RefSeq, a predicted model, not a curated record